Sphaerulina musiva SO2202 is the source of this 1107-nucleotide messenger RNA. Its product is annotated as metal-dependent protein hydrolase. The record is from RefSeq and is a predicted model, not a curated record. Gene Ontology annotation, cellular component: cytoplasm; nucleus. Bases 1 to 1107 code for a protein of 368 amino acids. The transcript is spliced from 2 exons. NCBI's taxonomy places the organism in Eukaryota, Fungi, Ascomycota, Dothideomycetes, Mycosphaerellales, Mycosphaerellaceae.
AUGACCACCACCGCCGAGCCUUCCUCCAAGCGACUCAAGAUGGACUCGACCAGCCCUGCAGCGUCGCCCGUCAUUGGCACCCACAAUGGCCACUUCCACGCCGACGAGGCCCUCGCUGUCUAUUUCCUCCGCCUCUUGCCAGACUUCUCCGCUGCUUCACUCAUCCGCACUCGCGACCCGGGCACCCUCGAAAAAUGCACCAUUGUGGUCGAUGUCGGCGGUGUCCACGAUCACUCCCAACUCCGCUACGAUCACCAUCAGCGCGAAUUUUGCGCCACCUUUCCUGGUAAAAAUACGAAAUUGUCUUCUGCAGGGCUGGUGUGGAUGCACUAUGGCAAAUCGAUCGUGUCCGCUGUGACGGGGCUAGAUGUGGAGAGCGCAGAGAAUGAGCUGCUCUAUCAAAAGCUAUAUGAGGACUUUGUUCAGGCAUUCGAUGCAAAUGACAAUGGCAUCUCCGUCUACGAUCCGGCUGAAAUCAGAAAAGCUGGAAUCGAGAAGAAGACUUCAGACAAGGGCUUCAGUAUUGCCAAUGUUGUCGGGCGUUACAACCAUGCUCCUCUGCUGAAUGGCGUUCCCAAGAACGGCGUCAUCCAGACAAGCAAGGCCAAGGACCAAGCAGAGGAAGAUGCGCGUUUCCUGCGCGCUUCGGCUUUCGUGGGCGAGCAAUUCUCCAUCGAGUUCAACGACAAGUUCUCCGCAUGGCUGCCAGCUCGUGCCAUCGUGGCCCAGGCCUUUCACUCUCGCACAGCAGUCGACCCUCAAGGCCGCAUCUUGGUGGUACCCCACAAUGAUGGUGGUGUGCCGUGGAUGGACCACCUGUACGCGCUCGAGGAGGAGAAUGGUGCUCAAGGAAGCGUGCUAUAUGCAUUAUUCGCGGAAAGUGGGGAGAAGGACAGCAAGUGGAGGAUCCGCGCUGUCAGCCUGGAACCUGGCAGCUUCGAGAACAGAAAGGGACUACCAGAGGCCUGGAGAGGUGUGCGGGAUGAAGAACUCAGCAAACUUUCUGGGAUUCCAGGUUGCAUCUUCGUGCACGCCGGGGGCUUCAUUGGAGGCAAUACUACCUUUGAGGGUGCACUGGAGAUGGCUAAGAAGGCGGUGGAGUUGUAG